ACAUAUACCCUCGGUCAACCUUCUCGUUGUAUUCGCGAGCCACUCCAUUAAUGAAAAGGAUCUUUCUGAAUCGCUACGGCAAACGUCGACUUACCCCUUUGCCGCAGCUCAUAAUCGAGCAAAACUGCCAUCGCGUGGCCGUUGCGCAUCGCAUGGCCGUCGCGCAUCGCGUACGUGAGGUGUAGCGGUGUGCGAAGGAGCGCGCGGGCGGCGGAUCACCACAGGGGAGGAUCACCCCGCAGGGGGAUCUGCACAACGGUUUACCGAGCACACCCGUUUAUUUAUCACCGCCCCUGCGCGAACAGGCACAUACGAGCAUACGUGCUCUUCACCCCACGAAGUGCUUUCCCUCGGUGUAAGCCAUUAUAUGGGAGCUCCUGCCCUUCCCCCAGAUCUGCACUCUGCGAACGUGCGAAUUUCGGAGCGGACGCACUGAGCCCCCGGCCGAACGAAGGAAGGGCAUCUCCGCAGCAGGGUGUAGGCGAGCAGAGCGGCAGCACGGUGAAGGAGAGCAGACUAGAAAGGAGGCCUAAGCGAACAGGUCAGACACACCAGCCGCUUACACGCGCACACGCGCUUUCACUUACACCGCCGCAAAAUGCACAACUACGCGAGGGUGAACCACAUAGACCUCGAGCAGGAGCUCACGGUGGACGAGUACUACUCGGUGAAGUCCGGGCUAAGAAUAAUUCUGAGCAAAAUCAAGAGCCCCAAAAUAUACGGCUACUUCACCCUACUGACGGAGGCGGAAAAUGACGAGGGGUUGCCGCACACCCUGGAGCAUCUCAUAUUUCUUGGGAGCCACAAGUACCCAUAUAAGGGCCUCCUAGACUCAUUAGCAUACAAGUGUCUCUCCGAAGGAACCAAUGCCUGGACCUCAAUCGACCACACCUGCUACACAAUAGAGACCUUUGGAAUGGAAGGCUUUAGUAACAUCCUCCCCAUCUACCUUGAUUUCAUCCUGAACCCAACCCUAGCAGAUGAUAUGUUUCUGUCGGAGGUUCACCACAUAUAUGAAAAUGGAACCCAUAACGGGGUGGUGUAUUCAGAAAUGAAGUCAAUAGAAAAUAAUUGCGAAAAUAUAAUCGAGAGGACAGUCAUUAAGAAUUUGUACCCAAAUGAGAAGAGUGGGUAUCGGUUCGAGACGGGGGGGACUUUGGAUGGGUUGAGGAAAACUAAUAAUGAGCGUGUGAGGGAGUACUUUAGAAAGUUUUAUACGCUGGACAACUUCGCCAUCAUCAUCUUCGGCAACUUUAAUAACGACGAAAUUUUGGGUAUCAUUCACGAGUUCGAGCAGUACCACUUGGAGCUGAACCCGGCGCAGGUGCUGGGCGGGGGGGCGUCAAGCGAGGACACCACUACCGCGGGAGAGGCAAAGACGGACACUGCUACCGCUGACCCCGCUGAGGCCCUCUUCAUACGGCGCAUGCAGAGCCCCAAGCGGCCGUGGAGCGAGGCGUGCAACGUGGAAAGGAGGAGCGACUCGCGAAUUGUGAAAAAGUACUACCCGUGCAACAACCUGAACAACGGGCAGGUGUGCAUCGCGUGGAGGGGGUGCGACUGGGCGGACUUCCACACGAAGCUGGCCAUUUCCCUGCUGGGGAACUACCUCACCGACCUGACCACCUCCCCCGUGAGCAAGCGGCUGCUGGAGGACAAGGAGAACACCUACUGCAGCAGCCUGGACUUCGCGCUCGAGGACCUCAAGGGCAACUACUUCACCAUCGACAUUUACGACGUGGUGUACAAGUUCAGGGCGGCGCAGACAGCGGCCAAACAAACGGAGCAGCCGCUGACCGAGCCGCCAACCGAACCGCUAGCCGAACCGCUGACCCAACCGCCAGCUGAAGCGCUAACCGAACCGCCCACCCAACCGCGGGGGAAGGCGGGCGGGGUGUACGACCCCAAGAUGGACGAGGUGGGGGAAAUCGCGCGCAAGUGCCUGCAGCAGGUGCUGGAGGAGCCGCUGAACAUGGACCGGCUGAAGAACAUCAUCGUGCGGUCCUACCUGCAGCACCUCAAAGACUUGGAGGCAGCCCCGCAGUACCUGCUGAACGAAUUUCUCAUAAAAUAUUUUAUCUAUGGAAAGGAGAAGGAGGACCUUAACAACUGCCUGAAUUUGAAAAAGGCCUACGUGGAUUUGCUGGGGGAGAAGGAGGAAUAUUGGAAGGAGGUGCUGAGGAAGUUCUUCGUGCAGAACAACUACGUGGAGGUGAGGUGCUACCCCAGUUACAAGAAGGCCAAGCAAAUUGAGCUGUUCGAGCGGAACCUAAUCGAAGGCGAACAGAAGAAAUAUGGGAAGGAGAAGCUGCAAGAAAUGGCCAAGCAUAUAAGGAAAAUUAAGGAAAGCUUCGAGAAGAAGCCCCCCAAGAGCUCUCUCAACGUGGUGGACUCCGCCAAGCCGCAAAACGUACUGAUAGAGGGUCUCACGGUGUUCCGCAAUUUUGCACUUUUGCAAAAGGGGGGGCAAACAACAGAUGUCUCCACGGAAGAGUUAGCAACUGAGGAGGAUGCCCCCCAGGAUGUGUCCUGCGAAAAUGCCAAGCUGCUAAACUCCCUCGAAGAAGAUCUCAAGAGAGUGAUUUUCCCAAUCCAGCUGAGCCACAUCCCCUCCAACUUCGUUUCUAUAAAUGUGCUAAUAAAUUCUAGCAACGUAUCCGAGGAGUUGAAGAAGUACAUCCCCCUGCUGAGCUACCUACUGUUCGAAACGGACGUGGAGGUGAACGGGGAGAAUGUCAAGUGCGAGCUCUUUACAGAGGAGCUAAUUAGGCACACGAUAAACUACUGUUGCAACUACGGAUUAGGAGGAAACGCAAAGAACUUCAGAGCAGGGAGCUUAGGAAAUAUCCUGUGCAUACAAAUUGUAGGUCUAUAUGAGCACUAUGAGAAGUUAUUUGAUCUCCUUUUUAUGUCUAUUUUUAAAAUGAAGCUGACGAUGGAGAGGUUGGAAAUAAUUUUAAAGUCUGCGUACCAAAAUUUGCUGCAAAAGAAAACCAAGCCGAAGACGUUGGUAGUCAAUUUGGAGUAUGCUCUUCGCUACAUGAAGAGCAGCACCUCUGGAAUUGUCUCCAUUGGUCAGCAGGAAAUUAUUUUGGAACUCAUUGAGGAUAAGAACAACUUGAAGGACCUCUACGAGAAGCUGGACUGCUUGAAAGGGCAGCUGUUCGAUUUGAACAACUGCGUCAUCGCCAUUGAUGCCAACUUUUGCAAAAUUGGGAAUGUCUUUUCGUGGUACGACCGCUGGUUUAGGGUUCCCUCGGUGGGGGGACAGGGCGGCCACCCCUCAGAACCGCACAAAAAGAGCUACACAGUGAAUGCCCCACACACGGAAUUUACCCUCCAUCGGGCGGGUGCAGCCGCCAGUGCGGAGGGAGCCAACAUGGAGAAGCCCGCCGACCAGGGAAGUGCCGCCCCCCAUUUGGACAUGGCCAAGGGAAGCGGCACCCCCGCAACGUUCGAAACAACCAAGCGCAAAAGCCCCGACAAGUACGUAAGCCUCGGGCCGAGUGUCCACAAAAGCCUGAAGGAGUACCUAAGCGCGGAGUUCGAAAAGGAGGACAAAAAUUUUGGCCUCAAUUUGGUGAAGGAGAAGGCGUACAAUGGAGUGCUGUGCGGCUUAAAGAGCACCGACGUUUCUUACCUCAAGCUGACUGUUAAGGUGCCCGCAGGAUAUGAGCACGAGGAUUACUGCUCACUGCUUCUUCUGCGGGAAUUCUUCUGCAUGACGGAGGGGCCGCUCUACAACAGCAUUCGAGGAGGAGGAUUCGCCUACGAAUGUGCCUUAGACCUUAACUCCAUCCAUGGGGAGCUCAGCUUACGCAUUUAUCGAUCGAGUGAUAUCAUUAGCGCUCUGAAGGAAGCAUUUCACAUUUUGGACUACUACUGUAAGAACGAAAUGAAGGAGGAGGAGAUCUCUCUGGCGAAGAGCAGCGCCUACUACACCAUUUUUAACAACCAAGAAACGGUGUCCGAUAGGGCCUCGCAGACCAUUUUCCUGAGCAUAAAAAAUUUGCCCUUAAAUUUUUAUAGCCACUUGUUAAGGCGAAUUGAAAGAAUUACGACGAAGGAUCUGCAGAUCAUUUGUCAGAAGUACUUGUCUCGAAUUGUGAACUUUAAAAUUGAUAGGAAUAAUGCUCUCAUCGGAUCUACUCUCUGCAUUGUAUGCUGCUCCGAUCGGAUGGAGGAGAUCCUCGGCAGCCUUAGGAAGGACGUCAAGGUGGGCCCCAUCUGCUCCCUCAGCGUCGCGCAGCUUUUCCACUUCCUGAAGGACUACGACGUGGCCGCGGCGCUCGGCAAUGGCGGGGCGGCGGUCGAUCUGGCUAGCGGGGCGGCUACAGACCUGCUUAGCGGCACGACCGCAAACCUCCUUAGCGGCGCGGUGGCCAGGCCCGUCUGCUUCGCCAAUGUGGACGACGACGAGGAGGACGACGAUGAUGACGAGGAUGACGAUGACGACUACGGCGAUGGGGGGGGCCCCGUUGGGGGUGAGGACUACUCCGCCUCGUCGGCCGACUCCACCUGCUCCGUGCUGUCCGAGGACGACAGCUACCCGGGGUACUCCGAGGGGUAG
This is a messenger RNA of Plasmodium vivax (malaria parasite P. vivax), 4570 nucleotides long. RefSeq lists its product as hypothetical. Gene Ontology annotation, molecular function: metal ion binding. The transcript has a single exon. The record is from RefSeq and is a predicted model, not a curated record. The coding region runs from base 599 to 4570 and encodes 1323 amino acids. NCBI's taxonomy places the organism in Eukaryota, Apicomplexa, Aconoidasida, Haemosporida, Plasmodiidae.